Messenger RNA from Aspergillus luchuensis, 1548 nucleotides. Its product is annotated as putative MFS transporter. Gene Ontology annotation, cellular component: membrane. The transcript is spliced from 6 exons. Bases 1 to 1548 code for a protein of 515 amino acids. Lineage: Eukaryota; Fungi; Ascomycota; Eurotiomycetes; Eurotiales; Aspergillaceae. Gene Ontology annotation, molecular function: transmembrane transporter activity. Gene Ontology annotation, biological process: transmembrane transport. The record is from RefSeq and is a predicted model, not a curated record.
AUGGGUUUCUUUGGCAAGAGGGAAGCUCCCGGUGACACUACGGGCCAUGUCGAUGCCAUCAUUGAGGCUCCCGGGUCUGAUCCAGAAAAGCAACAAGUCGCUCAUGAUGAGGACUUUCACACGGCGCUUCCUCAGAUUCCUCAGGUCACACCUACCAUUGAUCCCACAGUUGAAGCGCGCUUGUUGAGAAAAUUGGACUUGAGGGUUCCAACGCUGCUAGGGUUUCUGUAUCUUCUUUCCCUUCUGGAUAGAAGCAAUAUCGGAAAUGCCAAAAUCGCGGGAAUGGAAGAGGACUUGCACCUCACGGGAAAUCGCUAUACAUGGCUCUUGACUAUCUUUUAUAUAUCCUACACCCUAUUUGAGUUUUUGGCUUUAAUGUGGAAGAUAAUGCCACCUCAUAGGUGGGCAGCUAUCACAGUAAUGACUUGGGGCAUUGUUGCGACCUGCCAAGCCGCAGCACAGAACUGGGGCGGGAUGAUGGCUCUGCGUUUCCUGCUCGGCAUGUCCGAAGCAGCCUUUGGUCCCGGGUCACCCUAUCUGCUUUCCUUCUUUUAUCGUCGUCAAGAGCUCGGCCUCCGCUGCGGUUUGUUCUUGUCAGCUGCGCCUCUAGCCAAUACAUUUGCGGGCGCUCUUGCAUAUGGCAUCACCUCCGGGCAUGCAAAGAUCGCCAAUUGGCGCUUGCUUUUUCUAGUUGAAGGCAGCCCCUCGCUUGUGGCAGCCUUCUUAGCAUGGUUCUACUUGCCUGAUCAUCCCGCGUCAGCCCGUUUCUUGACCGAAGAAGAGAAAGAGGUGGCACGCGCCCGGUCGCUUCGACGCAGCGGUGAAAGCGAGCGGGUGACCGGCAUUAACUGGAAGGAACUGUGGCAGACCUUGCUGGAUGCGAAGGCCUGGCUCACUGCGUUGAUGUACUUCAGUUGCAAUGUGAGCUUUUCCUCGCUGCCCGUCUUUCUUCCCACAAUCCUGGAAGACAUGGGCUUCACCGCGAUCAAUGCUCAAGGGCUAACGGCGCCGCCCUACUUCGCUUCAUUCCUCGUUACGAUCGCCACUACCUGGCUGGCCGAUCGGCUUCAGCAGCGAGGCUUGGUGAUUGCCUUGUCGUCACUUGUUGGUGCGAUUGGAUACGUGCUGCUUGCGACCUGCACCUCCGUUGGGGUGCGCUACUUUGGAGUGUUCCUGGCAGCAGUGGGGGUCUUUCCUUCGAUCGCCAACAUUCUCCCUUGGGUCUUGAAUAACCAAGGCUCAGAUACUCGACGGGGUAUGGGUAUUGUUAUAUUGAACAUCAUCGGGCAAUGCGGGCCUUUCUUGGGAACUAAUGUCUUCCCAGCGAGUGACGCACCUCGCUAUAUCCGGGGCCAGUCAAUUUGCGCGGCCUUCAUGUUCUUCACCGUGAUCCUAGCACUGGCUCUACGGACACUGCUUGUUUGGGAAAACCGUCGUUUGGACAAGAAGUAUGGCACUGCAGCCGAGAGGGCUGCCCAGGCAACCACGAAGGGAGAUCUUACUCUAGGAGAGGAGAAUUAUGGAGCAGAUUACCGAUACGUGCUGUAA